This is a messenger RNA of Rangifer tarandus platyrhynchus (Svalbard reindeer), 384 nucleotides long. NCBI's taxonomy places the organism in Eukaryota, Metazoa, Chordata, Mammalia, Artiodactyla, Cervidae. The record is from the annotation of a GenBank genome assembly.
AUGGAGGGUAGACCCAAGAAGGGGGACAGCCCCAGGGCACACCCGUUUGCACAGUGUACACCCCUGCCCCCGGCCCACAGUUGGCACGUCCCUGGAUCCUUUCCAGUUCAGAUGCUGGUCCCUCCGUGCGUGGUACUUGCCAAGAGGAACCCGGCCUCUUGCGUGGUUUCAGUUAUAAGCCUGUUUUGUCACAUUACUGUAGAGAGUUUAAAAUGCCGAGGAAUCUGCAUCAGUAAACCUCAAGGCAGAGUGUGGCCACUCAUUUUGGACACACACCCUUUUUUCCUCCAUGUUUUUUUCCACUCUCCAGGUUUCUCUGAAAUUCUCUCAGAGCAGUUAUUGUUCAUGGAGACCCAAUUUGAGCUUUUCCUUAAAGCAUUUUAG